This is a messenger RNA of Cordyceps fumosorosea ARSEF 2679, 3234 nucleotides long. RefSeq lists its product as hypothetical. The coding region runs from base 1 to 3234 and encodes 1077 amino acids. Lineage: Eukaryota; Fungi; Ascomycota; Sordariomycetes; Hypocreales; Cordycipitaceae. The transcript has a single exon. The record is from RefSeq and is a predicted model, not a curated record. Gene Ontology annotation, molecular function: monoacylglycerol lipase activity.
AUGCUUCUCCUCCACCAGCUCGGCACCGUUAAGAUUGGCGAGGUCAUCCGCUACACGGUCACAUAUACCCCUUCCCAAGAUCGCAUCCUGCCCUCGCCCGAGAAGCUCUACGUCCGUAUCCGCAACACCUCGGCCAUCGCCCUGCGCGCCGCCUUCGUCCACGGGCCCUACACCCUCUCCGUCGCCGCAUACCCUGCCGGGUUUCGUCCCAACGAAAAGUGCCCCGACCCCCAGCAGUAUGGCGUCCCGGAAUUCCAGCCCAUGGUCAAGGCCGGCGGCUCCUGGGAGUGUGAGCUCAUGGUCCCCGACAAUAUACGACAGUCCGCGGGCAUCGGUGGUAGCGGCAGCACUUUUGGCAAGGACGCCGCCCACGACGCCGAGUGCGCCAGCUGGGUCAUUGAGAUCUCCUCGCAGGUCAUCUUUUCCACCUCCGCCGCCGUGUCGUACGAGGUCGUCGUCGGGCGCGAUCACAAGUCGCUGAGCCUCAGCCAACCUUCGGGCUCGUCUGCCGAAGGCAGCCGGAGCAUGCGCCCGGGCCAGUUGGCUGACCACCAGCAGAGCGUGGGCGCCAAGGAUGGCCACCACCCGGCGCAGCCCCAGGGCAUAUUCUCCCGCGCCGUGAAGCUCAAAGUCGAGGACACCGCGACGCUCUGGAACACGCCGCGGCUUCCGGGCUGGGAUGAUCUUGGCGAUAAGCGCGUUAAGGAGAACAAGGGCGCCGACAAGCCCGUCGAGAGCGUCGUCAAGACUGGCGAUCCCGAAACCGCUGAUGACAAACCCGUGCGCAAGCAGAAAAAGGUCCACCUAGUCUUGCUCACGCACGGCUUGCACAGCAACCUCGGCGCAGACAUGCUGUACAUGAAGGAGUCCAUAGACGCCGCGGCGAAGCAAGCAAAGAUAGAUGCCAAGGCUAGGCGGCAAAAGGAACGAGCCGAGGCUGGGCAGUCGGAUGAUACAUCCGAGGACGAGGAUGACGAAGAAGUUGUCGUCCGCGGAUACUCUGGCAAUGCGACAAAGACAGAGAAGGGAAUCAAGUAUCUCGGGAAAAGACUCGCACGAUACGUCUUGUCCAUCACCUACCCUGAUCAGCCCUUCAUCCCCCUCGGCAAGCCCUCUGGCGAAACCCUCAUCAAACACUUCGAUAACGAGGAUCUGCUCAAGCAGCACAUAUUCAAACAAGCACAUAAAAACAGUAAGAUCUCGGAAGACACAUCAGCGCGCGGAAAAGACCCCGCCCGGCCAUAUACAAUCUCCAGCAUAAGCUUUAUUGGACACUCGCUCGGCGGUGUCGUCCAGACGUACGCUGUCGCAUAUAUCCAGAAGCACUCCCCUAAGUUCUUCGACCUAAUCCGCCCAGUCAAUUUCAUCGCCCUGGCAUCACCCUUUCUGGGCCUGAGCAACGAGAAUCCAGUCUAUGUCAAGUUUGCCCUAGAUUUUGGUCUUGUGGGACGAACUGGAAAGGACUUGGGCUUGACUUGGCGAGCUCCCACAAUUGCCCGAAACGGCUGGGGGGCCAUAGUUGGCAAUCUCGGUGAAUCUGCACACAAGACCGUCUACGGCGACAGCCAGCCUGACUCAAAGCCGUUGUUGCGUAUUCUGCCUACUGGGCCUGCGCACACAGCGCUGAAGAAGUUCAGAAACAGGACGACAUAUUCAAACGUUGUCAAUGACGGCAUUGUCCCACUGAGGACAAGUUGCCUUUUAUUCUUGGACUGGCAGGGCCUAGGACGUGUCGAAAAGGCCCGUCGAGAUGCAGGCCUUGUUGAGACGGUUGUCGGGUUUGGUUGGGCUGAAUUAACCGGCUCAAGCAUGUCCACUACCACUAACAAAUCAAAGCAGCAGCUUGUCCUGGAAACGGGUCAAGAAUCAGGGUCAACCACACCUCGAGAAAAUGCGCAGCAAGUGCCACAGCCAGAUGAGCAUACCAUGGAAGAGGACGACAGGGCCAGCUUACGUUCUAUACCGACGCCUUUUAGCGAAGGCAGCCAACAUCAAGACCAACCCAGCCCGUCCAUACAAAGUCCGUUGUCAAGCUUCUUCAGUCUCUUCAAGAGCAGCGAGCCGCCCAAGCCGGAUAUAAUGUCUAAGAAGCAAAAGAAGAUGAUCCGCCGAGCACAAACCAUCAAGUUUGAUUCGCAGUCGCAAACUUCGAGUUCCAGUACCUCUGAUAUAUCCAAGACUACAAAGGCAACGUCUGGUCAUGAAUUCGAAGCUGGCGAGAUAGGUGGUGUGAUGGCACCUCCCAAGACGACAUUUUUUGAAUCGGCUGGUGACCUUCUGAAUCCCAAACUGCCAGAUGUUGACUUCUUAGUCGACCCGUCAAAGCGGCCAAGAACCAUCUUCCAUGACAGGGUGUAUCAGCCCUCUGACAUCCCUCCACCGCCUCUCAAACGCCGUAACACCCCCUCACUCAUGCGUAAGACUUUUAAGACCUCCUCGUCGCAAAAGUCAGCGGAGAGCGGCUCAUCUUCGCCAUAUCCGACUAUCAACCACGAAGACUCCCUCGCCUCUGCCCAAGACUACGAUGACACCACGCACACCGGCCCGGAGGACAGGCAUCCCAACGAAGCCGUCGACAGCUCUGGUAUGCGGGUUGAGGAAAAGAUUGCGCGCGGCUAUCAUAAGGGUCUCGCCUGGCGCAAAGUCCUCGUCAAGCUCGAGCCCGACGCGCACAACAACAUCAUUGUGCGGCGCAUGUUCGCCAACGCGUACGGGUGGCCGGUGAUGAAGCACAUGGUUGACGUGCACUUUAGCGACUCGGUCAUUGCACGCAUGGCGACGCGUGACGAGCACCUGGGUGAGCGUGCCCUGGAUGCGAACCAGCCGCCCGACGCGCACGGCUGUGAGACGAAGCACCUGAGCGAGGCGCUUGAGGCUACUCUCAUCGUUGACGAGGGUAAGCCCGCCGCCGGCGACAACGGCAGCACCGAGUCGCGCGAUGCAGUCAUGGCGCUGCCCCCGCCGAAGAGCCCCGACGGGGACGGCCCCCCGGCCUGGCUCGCUAACGGCGGCCGCGCGGGCUCGGUGACGUGGAGCGAACGCGACUGGGUCGAUAGCGACGACAACAGCGACGCGGAAGCGACAACUGGCGAGGAGAAGAAGGCCGCAAGCGCCAAGGGCGAAGGCACGCUGAGCCCGCCGUCGUGGAAGUGGGCGGCAGAGAAGAUUGUGGGCAAGAGUGCGACGGCUGGAAGGAAGAGCCCAACACCGGAGCAGAAGCAAAAACAGGCAUGA